AUGUUUGCUGGGAGCCCUGCCCUCAACCAAUCCGGCCCCACUGAGUUUGUGUUCCAUGUGUUCACAGCUGUGCCUGAAUUCCAGGUCCUCCUCUUCCUCCUCCUCUACUUGAUGAUGCUUUGCAGCAACACAGCCACCAUCUGGGUGGUGUGCACACACAGCUUCCUCUGCACCCCAAUGUACUUCUUCCUCUCCAAUCUGUCUUUCCUGGAAGUUUGCUACACUUCAGUUGUGGUGCCAUUGAUGCUUUCUAACAUUUUGGGGGCCCAGAAGCCCAUUCCAUUGCCUGGUUGUGGAGCCCAAAUGUUCUUUUUGGUCACCCUUGGCAGCACGGACUGUUUCCUCUUGGCAGUCAUGGCAUAUGAUCGCUACGUGGCCAUCUGCCACCCACUGCACUACACCCUCGUCAUGACCCAGAAGCUGUGCGUCCAGAUGCUGGCCAGCACCCUGGGCCUGGCCCUCUUCCUCUCCCUGCAGCUCACCUCCUUAAUCCUCACCCUGCCCUUUUGCGGGCACGACCGCGAAAUCAACCACUUCCUCUGUGAUGUGCCUCCAGUCUUGCGGUUGGCCUGUGCUGACAUCCGCGUGCACCAGGCCGUCCUCUACGUCAUGGGCAUCCUGGUGCUGACUGUCUCCUUUCUGCUUAUCUGUGUCUCCUAUGUGUUCGACCUGCGCAUCCGUUCUGCUGAGGGCCGCCGCCGGGCUCUGUACACCGGCUCCUCCCACCUCACCGUGGUCUUGCUGAAGUAUGGCUAUUGCAGCCUCGUCUACCCGCGUCCCCGGUCCAGCACCUCAGAGGAUGAGGACCGCCAAAUCGCUCUGGUCUACACCUUUGUCAUCCCCUUACUUAACCCCCUGAUCUCUACUCUGGGCAACAAGGAUGUCAAAGCUGCUCUGAGGAAUGCUAUCAUUCAUAAAGCAGCAUCUGACACCAGUUGAAGGCUUAGGGGGCCUGAGGUGGGUGUCUGUCAUUUGCCAUAAUAAUAAACUCUAAAUGACAAAUGCAGAAUUAUAAUACUUUAUCACACUUUGCAGUUGAUAUUUCUCUUUCGCCAUAUUUGCCCCAUGUCCACAAUCUGCACUCAUUUUCUUCAAGUGCUUUGAAUCAGAUUUGAAACUUGGACAAAACUUCCAAUGCAGGACUCUAGUGUCCUAGCUCUACUUUAAAGACCACAGCUCACCGUGGUCACACUCAGGGCAAUUGCUCUACUAGGAACACCCCAUACACCCUGAGAAUAAAGGUUGCUAUCUUUAGAAAUCCUGCUUUCUGAGGAGACAGUAAUAUUAAUUUAGUCUGUGAAAAGUGCCUUAAAAAAGGACUAUUCAUAAAGACAUAUAUUUUACUCAAAGAAAUAUAUUUUAUUAUUGUUUUAGAUUUCAAUAUAUGGCAAACAAUAGCUUAUUUAGUGCAUCAAUUUCCCUCAUUCCAUAUAUCCCAACUGAUCACCUUCAUUUUCUUUCAUUCUGCUAUGUCAGGGAGUGGCCAGGAAUUAGCAUUCAUUGA
Molecule: messenger RNA, 1504 nt
Organism: Diceros bicornis minor
Lineage: Eukaryota; Metazoa; Chordata; Mammalia; Perissodactyla; Rhinocerotidae
Product: olfactory receptor 10Q1-like
Biological process (GO): G protein-coupled receptor signaling pathway
Cellular component (GO): membrane
Molecular function (GO): olfactory receptor activity; G protein-coupled receptor activity
Source: RefSeq, a predicted model, not a curated record